AUGGGAUCAAAUGAGCCGAAGUUGGAGUGGAUGUACAAAGGAGUGAGAGGUCUGGUCGACAACGAAGAGUAUCUGACGGGACGUAAGAUUGACAAGACUUUUGAGAUAAUAUCGGCCGAAGAGAACCCACAACUGAAGGGAGACUUAGAGGGCUUCGAGUCAUUGGUUCCGCAAUCGCUGUUUGACUCACUGCCCAACGCUUCCAAUCCCUCCACUGUUACCAUCGAUUUGGCCGCGAAGUUACGCGAAGACCCGUUGUAUGAGAUUCGGGUCAAACAACGCGAAGAGCGGCGCAAACUGUUAGACAAUCCCAUGAAACUCAAGAAAUUGAAGACUCUUUUGCAGACAACUCUUUCCGAUGACAAACACCACAACAAGAGUAAGAAAAGACAUCAACGAAGAGAUAGUAGUAGUAGUAGUAGUAGUGGUGACAGCAGUUCCGACAGCAGUAGUAGUGAUGACUCAAACGAUCGCAAAAAGCGUCGACGAGAUAACGAACGAAGAAGUGAUAGUAGAAGUGGUCGUCAGUCGUCACACCAUUCUUCACAUCAUUCCUCAUCCGGUCGUCACUCAAAAAAUUAUGAUUCAAAACGAGACAAAGACUACAAGAAUAGAGAUAAUCACCGAAGAGAUGAUUCCCAUCGCAAGAAAUACGAAGAAAAGCCUCAUUCAAAGGACCGGAGGGACGAUCGACGACCGCCUCAGACAUCAUCCAAACCAAUCUCUAACGAUAGACACCGAAACACUUCCAGCAAUACAUUCACUCAUCCAAAGCCACCGCAGAGGACGAGACUCAGCGCCGAAGACAUGGAGAGGAGACGGAAAGAGAUGGAAACGAACGCCGUUUGGAGGGAAAGCCAACGCAAGACAAACGUCAAGUCAUACGAAGACGAGGAACGGCACGAAAAUCAAGUGAAUGCGAGCGCAAAGUCCGCACAAUUCAUCAAACCAUUGCUGAAGAGCGCCACAGAAUCCGACUCUUUGGAGGACAGAAUACGACAGAAGCGGUUCACCUCUCAGAGAGGCUAUAACUUAAUGGACAAUUCCGUCCAAAAACUUUCGGAUGUCUUUGUUCUUAACGAGUGUCGACUGAUGGAUGAGUGCCGCCGAUCGGGACACCCCCUCGAUGUCUACAAAACACAUCCAAACGACUCGCGCGGACACAAGACAUCACACAAAAUGGGAUCAAAUGAGCCGAAGUUGGAGUGGAUGUACAAAGGAGUGAGAGGUCUGGUCGACAACGAAGAGUAUCUGACGGGACGUAAGAUUGACAAGACUUUUGAGAUAAUAUCGGCCGAAGAGAAUCCACAACUGAAGGGAGACUUAGAGGGCUUCGAGUCAUUGGUUCCGCAAUCGCUGUUUGACUCACUGCCCAACGCUUCCAACCCCUCCACUGUUACCAUCGAUUUGGCCGCGAAGUUACGCGAAGACCCGUUGUAUGAGAUUCGGGUGAAACAACGCGAAGAGCGGCGCAAACUGUUAGACAAUCCCAUGAAACUCAAGAAAUUGAAGACUCUUUUGCAGACAACUCUUUCCGAUGACAAACACCACAACAAGAGUAAGAAAAGACACAAACGAAGAGGUAGUAGUAGUAGUAGUGGUGACAGCAGUUCCGACAGCAGUAGCAGUAGUAGUGAUGACUCAAACGAUCGCAAAAAGCGUCGACGAGAUAAUGAACGAAGAAGUGAUAGUAGAAGUGGUCGCCAGUCUUCACACCAUUCUUCACAUCAUUCCUCAUCCGGUCGUCACUCAAAAAAUUAUGAUUCAAAACGAGACAAAGACUACAAGAAUAGAGAUAAUGACCGAAGAGAUGAUUCCCAUCGCAAGAAAUACGAAGAAAAGCCGCAUUCAAAGGAUCGGAGAGACGAUCGACGACCGCCUCAGACGUCAUCCAAACCAAUCUCUAACGACAGACACCGAAACACUUCCAGCAAUACAUUCACUCAUCCAAAGCCACCGCAGAGGACGAGACUCAGCGCCGAAGACAUGGAGAGAAGACGGAAAGAGAUGGAAACGAACGCCGUUUGGAGGGAAAGCCAACGCAAGACAAACGUCAAGUCAUACGAAGACGAGGAACGGCACGAAAAUCAAGUGAAUGCGAGCGCAAAGUCCGCGCAAUUCAUCAAACCAUUGCUGAAGAGCGCCACCGAAUCCGACUCUUUGGAGGACAGAAUACGACAGAAGCGGUUCACCUCUCAGAGAGGCUAUAACUCAAUGGACAGUAAUUUUGCCCGAAAAUAG
Molecule: messenger RNA, 2241 nt
Organism: Medioppia subpectinata
Lineage: Eukaryota; Metazoa; Arthropoda; Arachnida; Sarcoptiformes; Oppiidae
Source: the annotation of a GenBank genome assembly